GCCAUCUGUACGUUACUGCGAAUAUUGAGAGAGCUAGAGGGGCCCUUUCGCAGCGGACGAAAUUAGUCGUAGGAUAUUACGCGGCUGUUCCUUACAGAAAAAAAUUAUGAUGGCAAGCAAGGCUUGGAAGGUAGUCCAGCCGCAUGUGCCGAUGAUCAAGUUCCGAAAGGGUGGCAUCGAUCUCGCAGUUGCUGGCACGUCGGCCGCGCCAUCUACGCGACCAGGAUCGGCGCAGAUGCAGCAGAGCGCGGGUGGUGCGACGGGCCCCCAAGUGGUCGUUCUGCCGACGAUAGAGGACAUUCACUUGCCACCGCGAUAUCAGAGACGGCCGAUAGAUCAGAAGGAAAUAGAAUAUAUCAAUCGUGGCGGACCAGAGUGAGUUUGCAAAGCAAGCAUUUAGGAUACUGUAAGCUCUAUACUUAGGUAAUUAACUUUGUUAUUGACCGACUUGGUGUAAUGUGUUGUUAAAAUAAAUGGACGUGACAGAGAGUUCCCGCGCUGUGAGAGU
Molecule: messenger RNA, 508 nt
Organism: Mycetomoellerius zeteki
Lineage: Eukaryota; Metazoa; Arthropoda; Insecta; Hymenoptera; Formicidae
Product: 28S ribosomal protein S36, mitochondrial
Exons: 4
Coding region: 107-379 (90 amino acids)
Biological process (GO): 2-oxoglutarate metabolic process
Cellular component (GO): oxoglutarate dehydrogenase complex
Molecular function (GO): oxoglutarate dehydrogenase (succinyl-transferring) activity
Source: RefSeq, a predicted model, not a curated record